GCGCGGCGCACGCGGUAAGCAACACUACGCCCCCACCACUGCAGCUCGGCGAACUCGUGGUUUCCGGAAUAAACAAAGCGAGAAGGUACUUAAAAAACUCGCGCAAAGACGACCAAACCCAGGACCAAAACGGCAGCAGCCGGAGCCGAGAGCCCGAGACGACCGCAGCGCAGAGAGCCAGCAGAGCAGCCGCCACCGCAUCCAAACCCGCGAAGGGGGGCGGCCAUGUCGGUGGGUUGCGGGCUGGAGUGGGUGGUGUGCCUGGGCUGCACGCGGUGGGCGUGGAAGCGGCUCACCUACAUCGGCGCCUACGACAGCGAGACGUGGCCGCCGGCGUCGCCCGCCGACUUCGAGGCCGUCCCGCGCAUCUGCCGCGUCGUGCUCGCCAUCUACGACCCGGACCUCUCCAACCCCAAGUUCGCGCCGCCCGGGCGAGGGUACGCCGACGUCGACCCCAAGGGGGUCGUCAAGCGCGCCAACUACUGCGACGUCGGUUCCGCCUGCCCGCCCUACAUCGUCUACGUCGACGAGGCGCACAAGGAGAUCAUCCUCGCCGUGCGCGGCCUCAACCUCGUCCGCAACGCCGACUACGAGGUGCUGAUGGACAACAAGCUCGGGAUGCAGAUGUUCGACGGCGGGUACGUGCACCACGGCCUGCUCAAGGCCGCCAAGUUCAUCCUGGAGCUGGAGACGGAGACACUGCGGGACCUGCUGCGGCGGUACGGGCCCGAGUACAAUCUCAUCUUCGCCGGCCACUCGCUGGGCUCCGGAAUCACCGCACUCAUGACGGUGUUGGUGGUCAACAACCGCAAGCAGUUCGGGAACAUACCCAGGAGCCAGAUAAAGUGCUACGCGCUCGCGCCUGCUCGGUGCAUGUCACUCAACCUCGCCGUCAAGUAUGCUGACGUGAUUAACUCCAUCGUGCUGCAGGAUGACUUUUUGCCAAGAACGCCAACACCAUUAGAGUAUAUUUUUGGGUCUAUCUUCUGCUUGCCCUGCUUGCUAUUCGUCAUUUGCUUGAGAGAUACAUUGAAACAAGACAAAAAAAAAUUUAAAGAUCCAAGAAGGUUGUAUGCUCCUGGGAGAAUGUAUCAUAUUGUUGAGAGGAAAUUUUGCAGAUGUGGAAGAUUCCCGCCUGAGGUCAGAACUGCUAUUCCAGUGGAAGGACGAUUUGAGCAUGUUGUUUUAUCAUGCAGUACCACUUCUGAUCAUGCCAUUGCUUGGAUUGAGCGAGAAUCACAAAAGGCUUUAGAGCUAAUGAUGGGAAAGGAGAAUGCAAUGACUCCACCUCCGCAACAAAAGAUGGAGAGAUUGCAAAGUUUUGAGGAGGAACACAAGAAUGCCCUGCAGAGAGCGAAGACCUUAGAUGUUCCUCAUGCUGCAGAUCUGUCUGAAGAAGAAAUUCAGGAGGGUGCUAGCACUGCGACACCCUCUGAUACUUACGUUUUUAAUUCAUCAGGAAGAACCAGUUGGGACGAACUGAUGGAUAAGCUUUUCACAAAGGACGAGGAUGGGAAACUUCUUGUGAAUAAGGAUUUUGUGGCGAGGGACAUUGUUGUUGAGUAACGAUGAUUCUGAGACUACUCUGCUUGUGGUAGUUCAUUCAUUUAGCUGGCUGUAUAAAAGAGUAAGUUGUGGUUAUCAUGUAAAAAACGUCUUUUUGUGAUCGAGUCAUUUUUCAUAUAGAGAAGAGGAGCCCUAAAAUCAUUAGUGCCAAGGACUCUCUCUUAUAUGUAGACUUCAUCUGUGCAAUUUUGGACUUUAAAAGUCUAGUAAAUUUAUCAAUACAGGAUUUGAGCAUUGUCCC
Molecule: messenger RNA, 1807 nt
Organism: Phragmites australis (common reed)
Lineage: Eukaryota; Viridiplantae; Streptophyta; Magnoliopsida; Poales; Poaceae
Exons: 6
Coding region: 226-1566 (446 amino acids)
Biological process (GO): lipid catabolic process
Source: RefSeq, a predicted model, not a curated record